Messenger RNA from Oldenlandia corymbosa var. corymbosa, 906 nucleotides. The record is from the annotation of a GenBank genome assembly. NCBI's taxonomy places the organism in Eukaryota, Viridiplantae, Streptophyta, Magnoliopsida, Gentianales, Rubiaceae.
AUGGGCAAACAUUCGGCUUUUGAUGAUUCAGACGAGGAAGAGCAGUACGCCGAAGAAAGGCCACAAGGGGUCGCCCCGCCUGAGAUGGGGGCAGCGUCCUCCAGGCAAAUGACGAGGAUGCCUGUCGAGAGUUCCAGGAGGGGGAACUCCUCGGGCCAACCCUCAGGGCACCUGAAGAGGAAAUGGGAAGACCCGGAGGUUGUGGAGGUGGAUCCACUGUCCUUCAGCCUCCCAGCGAUCCAUGAGUUAUCCUUCAUCGACGACCUUCUGAAGGAGGGAUACGCGGAUACGGGCCGGGGAACCGAUUUAUUUGAAGAUGUACCCGCGGGCCACACCCUACUAACCUUCGACUCUCCUCGGGUUGAAUGCUCGGAAUUACCCGAGGCCGGGGUACCGAGGCUGGAGGACGGCAUGAGACAGGCCGUGCAGGCAGUCAACUUAUUUGUGACCGCGUGCACGGGCUUGGAGGAGCAGCUGGCCUCGGCCCGGAGGACGGCCGCGAGUGAGGCCAACAGGGCCAGAGAGGCGGAGGUCCUGUUCAAGGCCUCGGAAGGGGAGAGAGUACGCCUGGAAGAGGAGAGGAGGCACCUGGAGGAGGAGGUUACGAGGAUGAAGGCACAGCUUGAGGACGUGGAGCUGACCCACCGCCAUCAAAUGGAGAGUUUGUUGGCCACAAGUGUCCCGAAGUCCCGACUGGACACGUACAUUCUAGCGGGGGUCCAACGGUACCUGGGGUCGUCCGAGUUCGCCCUCGGAAUAGACGACGUUAUGGACCCUGCUAUGGAAAGAGGGGCGAGGAAGGUCGUCUUGGAAAUCGAGGCGGCCCAGAAGAAGAACGAGGACAUCCAGCCCAUCCUCGAAAAGUACGCUGACAGGGAAAAGAAAGGGAAGACAUCCGCGGUGUGA